AUGGCUCCAGCAGAUCAAACGAGGAUAAAACUGGCUGCUCUGCAAGCGAUCCUACCUAAAGACCCAGACGAACAAAAGGCAUACUUAUACGAAACAAUUCGCAAAGAAAUGGUGCCAGUUAACAGAAGCGACAUUGAAAGAAUCGUGUAUUACCUAACAGAGGGUAUCGAUCCUAAGGACAUACCGCCUUACAAUCAGCAUCUGCUGGAUAGAGCCGGACUGAAAAUCCCGGAAAAGUACCAAAUCCUUAAAUGCUUCAAGCAAAUGCAAUCGUCCCAUCUAUCCGAAGUAAUCAAGUGGUACUGCAUUUACAUGCGCUACAACAUGCUCUUUUACGUGCUGCAUGAUCCUGCCGAAUGGAAGAGGCUCAGGCUGGAAAGUAGCCCGAAGUUUUUUCCAGUGCUGAUGAUUAGAGCGCCCGUAACGUGGCAUUCCCAGUACUGCAUCAGUCGACAGUACUUGGAAAGGCACUACUUUAACGGAAAUAUCAUUGUAAGGAAAAUUAGGGAUUUGUGGUUUGAAAGAUAUAAUGAGAUGCUUAUUUUGCCAUUGACUACUCUAGUGAGUCAGUUCGCGUUGGAUCCCAGCGACUUUGAGGCCACAGUUGCGAAAAGUUGCGAAGCCUCAAGAAACAUCUUAGUGGCAAACUGGCUUCCUGAAUGUGCAGAUAUUUUCCUGGAAUUCAAGAAAAACUGGUGGCAGUACGUGCCGAAAAAAGCCACAGACUCUUGCGAUCUAGUCGACAAGUUUUUCCGCUGCGUUAACAUGCUGCUCAGCAAACAGUUGCGCUCUUUGGUGAUGAGAAGCCUCGAAGCCUUCAAGAAUCUCCUGGUCACUUUUAAGCAAGGAAACGACUAUGAGGGGGAAUAUUAUGAUCUGGCGUUGACAAAUUUGCCCAUCUUGAAUGUGGAGGCUCUUCCCAUAGUGGGAACCAACCAGCUGGUUCUGAAUCCACCACUAAACAGUGUUAAGGAAAUGCUAGUUCGCUGUUUGGAGAAAAUAUUGGAAGUGAAUAAGGGCAUUUUGAAGAUCGAAAAUAUCAUGUUUCCCGAAAAAGCGCAUCAACAAACCUACUUAUACUCAGUAUAUGAAAACGAAGAGCCGGUGCUGAGCAUUUUUGACGAAGUCUCCGAUGCCUUUGAUGCCAACUUGGUCGGGCCGGAAAAGUAUCUGGUUUUAUACGAUAAAUACGCGUACAUUUUAAAUGGCGAAGCCGAAAGAGAGUUGCACGAGUUUUUUGGGAUUGUGCCGUUCCCUUUCUUGAAG
Molecule: messenger RNA, 1266 nt
Organism: Dendroctonus ponderosae (mountain pine beetle)
Lineage: Eukaryota; Metazoa; Arthropoda; Insecta; Coleoptera; Curculionidae
Product: dynein axonemal heavy chain 3
Source: RefSeq, a predicted model, not a curated record